Molecule: messenger RNA, 666 nt
Organism: Marasmius oreades (fairy-ring Marasmius)
Lineage: Eukaryota; Fungi; Basidiomycota; Agaricomycetes; Agaricales; Marasmiaceae
Exons: 2
Coding region: 1-666 (221 amino acids)
Molecular function (GO): protein binding
Source: RefSeq, a predicted model, not a curated record
AUGAACAUCAAAGGAUUAUUCCGGAGGAACCUCGACCUUUCCUCGUCCGAUAGAAAUGUCAUUUUCGACUACCUAAAUGCUGCCGGGAAAGAGCUGAAAGGAUACGAGGUCGAGAUCAACAAGCUCAAAGUAGCUAUUCUCUCUUUGGAAAAUAGGCGGGACCUGUUGAAGAACAAGAUGGAUGGAUAUCGUUCUCUGUUAUCACCGAUUCAUCGAUUGCCAACUGAGGUGUUGACAAACAUUUUCCAACACGACGCGCAAGCGGUCCUUCGUCCGAGAGUUGUGCCCGAAGUUAUCAGUCUCUCUAUGGUGUGCGGUCGUUGGCGCGAGGCGAUCUGCUCGACGCCAUCGUUAUGGACGAACAUCGACCUGGAGGUGAAAAUUUCCCAGUCCGCUGCCAAUGACAUCACCCGCCUUACAUACGUACUCCAACUUUUCUUAGCUCGUUCCAGGUCUGCACCGUUGAAUCUGACCCUAGCGGUACGCUCUUCAUUACCCGCCGAUCCGACGACUACCAAGUUACUUGAUGUCCUUGCGCAAAGCAUGAAUCGGUGGAGGGUUGUCGACUUGGAUAUAUCACCUGAUAUAUUCGAACAUCCCGCCUUGCAGUUGCUUCCCCAGCGGCUUUCAUCCCUUCAACAUGUCACCUUGUCAUCAAUGCAUUGA